Messenger RNA from Coffea eugenioides, 3186 nucleotides. Its product is annotated as receptor-like protein kinase 7. Gene Ontology annotation, molecular function: ATP binding; protein kinase activity; receptor serine/threonine kinase binding. Gene Ontology annotation, biological process: protein phosphorylation. The coding region runs from base 93 to 3092 and encodes 999 amino acids. NCBI's taxonomy places the organism in Eukaryota, Viridiplantae, Streptophyta, Magnoliopsida, Gentianales, Rubiaceae. The transcript is spliced from 2 exons. Gene Ontology annotation, cellular component: plasma membrane. The record is from RefSeq and is a predicted model, not a curated record.
GUUACGUCUCUUAGGAGUCUUAUUUCCACAUUCUCUGGCAAACAUAUCAGUCACCAGAAGUCCUCCUUGGUGAAUGUUUACCAGCUGCCGUGAUGGCCGAAUGUUCCAUUUUCCGGCGCUGGUUUUCUUCAAAUGUUUACUUGAUUUGCGCCCUUUUCCUUUUCCUGAUCUCCAAAUCCCAGAGUGAUGACGUUGGAGUACUUAUGCAGCUGAAAUCAACUCUCCGGAGUGCAGAUUCACCUGUUUUUGAUACAUGGACCCGGCAAAAUUCAGCAUGCAACUUCACUGGCGUGACUUGUGACUCCAACCACAAGGUAACAGAAAUCAAUCUUUCUUUGCAAAAUUUGUCAGGGCCUGUUUCUUUUGAUCUAAUAUGCUCCCUCGAAUCACUCGAGAAAAUAUCUCUGGGAUCGAACUUUUUGUAUGGAAGCAUCAGUGAUCACUUGUCUAAUUGCACUAGCUUGCAGCAUUUGGAUUUAGGCAUGAACUACUUUUCUGGAAAGGUCCCUGAUUUGUCAUCUUUAACCAAAUUGGAGCUCUUGAACUUAAACCACAGUGGAUUUUCGGGUUCUUUUCCUUGGAGCUCAUUAGCAAAUCUUACCAGUCUUGGUUUUUUGAGCCUAGGUGACAAUGAUUUUGAUAGGAGUCCAUUCCCUUUGGAACUGCUAAAACUGGAGAAGUUGUAUUGGCUUUACCUCUCAAAUUGUAGCAUUGAGGGUCAAAUUCCAGAUGGUAUUGGGAAUCUCACGCUGCUCGAAAAUCUUGAGCUAUCCUACAAUAACUUGGUCGGUAGCAUCCCAAAUGGGAUUACCAGACUAAGCAAGCUUAACCAACUUGAGCUGUACACUAAUGGACUCACGGGAAAGAUUCCAGUGGGAUUUGGAAAUCUCACUAACCUUGUAGAAUUUGAUGUUUCAACCAACUAUAUCGAGGGCGAUCUUUCAGAGCUAAGAUCCUUAACACAACUGGCAUCUUUACAACUUUUUGAGAAUCAGUUGUCAGGUGAGGUUCCUCAAGAAUUUGGAGAGUUAAAGUUCCUCACCCAAUUCUCACUUUACACUAACAAGUUAACGGGACCUCUUCCUGAGAAGAUCGGAUCAUGGUCAGAGUUGCUCUACAUUGAUGUUUCUGGUAAUUUUCUGACCGGUCCGAUACCACCUGAUAUGUGCAAGGGGGGCAAAUUGUCUAAGCUUUUGAUGCUUCAGAACGGAUUCACUGGUGGAAUACCAGCUUCUUAUGGUAAUUGUCCAUCUUUAACUCGUUUACGUGUAUGCAACAAUUCACUUUCAGGCGAAGUUCCUAGUGGAAUUUGGGGUCUGCCAAAGGUAACUAUAAUUGAUCUCAACUUGAAUCAAUUUGAGGGACCUGUUGCACCAAGUAUCGGUGAUGCCAAGUCUCUAGCACAGUUGCUCCUGGCCAACAAUCAGUUCUCUGGUGAACUACCUCAGAGAAUAUCGGAAGCUGCUUCAUUGGUUAAGAUUGAUAUCGCCUCAAAUAAGUUGUCUGAAGAAAUUCCAGCAACAAUAGGCAACUUGAAGAAAUUGAGUUAUCUUCAUUUGGAAUUUAACUCAUUUUCUGGUGUUGUUCCAGAUUCAUUGGGUUCCUGUGCUUCUCUCAAUGACAUAAAUCUGGCACACAAUUCAUUUUCUGGGAAUAUUCCAGCAAGCCUCGGUUCCCUUCCAAGCUUGAACUUCCUAAAUCUCUCGAACAACCAAUUCGUUGGUGAGAUUCCUCUGAGCUUUACAUCACUACCUCUAAACCUUCUUGAUUUGUCAAACAAUAGGUUGGUUGGGCACAUCCCAGAUUCUUUAUCAAUAGAUGCUUUUAAUGGUAGCUUUGAUGGAAACUCUGGCCUCUGCAGUGAAAGCAUUAGAAGUUUCAGGUUAUGUUCAUCAGAUUCAGGCUUGUCCGGGAAGAUUAAAACAGUGAUAUAUUGCUUCAUAGCCAUUGCUUGUGUCUUGAUUGUGACACUAACAUGCUGUCUAUUUUUGAGGUUUAGACACAAAAAUGGGGAAAUUCCAGUAAAGCGAUCUGAUUCUUGGGAUAUGAAGCUGUUCUAUGUAUUAAGCUUCAGUGAAGAGCAAAUUCUGAAGGCCCUUAAGCACGAAAAUUUAGUUGGCAAAGGUGGCUCUGGUAAUGUUUAUAAAGUCGUCCUACACUGUGGAAUGCAGUUGGCUGUGAAGCACAUAUGGAAUCAAGAUUCCGUUUCCAGAAAUAGUUGCCGGAGCACCUCAGCAAUCCUGGCAAAGGGCAAGGGCAAGGGCAGAUCAAAGGAAUACGAUGCUGAGGUUGCCACUUUAAGCUCCGCGAGGCAUGUAAAUGUGGUGAAACUGUACUGUAGCAUCACAACUGAGGACUCAAAUUUGCUGGUCUAUGAAUACCUGCCUAAUGGGAGCUUGUGGGAUAGGUUGCACACAGGCCAGAGGAUCAAGAUGGAUUGGAUGGCAAGAUAUGAAAUCGCGCUUGGGGCUGCCAAGGGACUGGAAUAUCUGCAUCAUGGCUGUGAUAGACAAAUCAUACACCGAGAUGUAAAGUCCAGCAACAUUUUGUUGGAUGCUGAUCUCAAGCCUAAGAUAGCAGAUUUUGGACUAGCCAAGAUAUUGCAGGCCAAUGAACCUAAUGCUAGGGAGUCAACACACGUCAUUGCAGGGACACCGGGCUAUAUUGCCCCAGAAUAUGCCUAUGCCUGCAGCGUUAACGAGAAAAGUGAUGUAUACAGCUUCGGGGUGGUUUUAAUGGAAUUGGUAACUGGAAAGAAACCAGUAGAACCAGAGUUUGGGGACAAUAAGGACAUAGUUUCUUGGAUUUACAUCAAACUGAGAAGCGAACACAGGACAAUUGAGUUGGUGGACAAGAGCAUUUCAGAGGCUCUGAGAGAAGAUGCUGUCAAGGUACUGAAAAUUGCAAUUCACUGCACCUCAAGAACUCCAGUGUUAAGACCCUCAAUGAAAAUGGUAGUUCAGAUGCUGGAAAAUGCAGAGCCCUGUAAACUCAGCAGCAUCGUAGUGAAUACUAGAGAGGUCUACAAUUGCAAGAAUAAGGAGGUGCUUUGCAGAAGUAGUAGUACUACUAGUGGUAGCAGUCAAUUUUGAUAUACAAUUUCGCCUGUAAAUAUGGAGAUGACACUCUAUUCAGUAAUGUUGCACUUACUUCAGGUCUAGCUCUAUAUUCAGACUCAGUAGUAAA